Molecule: messenger RNA, 969 nt
Organism: Penicillium olsonii
Lineage: Eukaryota; Fungi; Ascomycota; Eurotiomycetes; Eurotiales; Aspergillaceae
Source: the annotation of a GenBank genome assembly
AUGGCAUACGAUGACCGGAAUCGCGCCUUUCUGCAGGCCUUCAUGGGCCGCUCCACCCUGACAUUUCAAGAUGCCCAGCCUGUGUUGGCGGCCAUCCUGUCAGUUGGAGGGGAAAGAAUCGAUCCCAAAGAUGUCGGGGAAGGCCAAUUCCAAUCCUACGUAGAUGCGGCCAAUCAAGCCAUCUCACCGUUUGACCUCGAAAUCCGAAGCUCCUUGCCCCAGGAUCCGCAGUCCACCACAGAAGACCCUCCGCAGCGGGUGUGGGCUCUCGUCAAUAACACGAGCGAUCCCUUGACCCAGCUGGCCACAACGUACAGCGCGGACGAAAUUGGAUUCCUCAAACGCCUCCUGGACUACAUGUUUCACACGAAUAACACUGUUCGAACUGAAGGAAUGUGCGCCGCACAACUGCAGGCCGUCGGACUGCAUAAAGCACCCACCGCACGCCCCGUGACCGACGACGCGCCGCAAACGCAGGGCUCAGCGUCACAUAGCUUGACGAUGACACAAGCUGAAAGGAUGAUCCUGAACCUGAUCGAGGAAGGGUGGUUCCAAAAGAGUCGCAAGGGGUAUCUCACCCUUACGCCCCGAGCCCUGAUGGAGCUGCGGGGGUGGCUAGUGAUCGAGUAUAAUGACGAAGGAUCUCCUAAGAUCAAGUUCUGUGCCGCAUGCAAAGACAUGGUCACCGUGGGCCAACGGUGCGCGGACGUUCACUGUGGUGGCCGACUACAUGACCAUUGCAUGCAAAACUUCUUCCGCAUGCAGCAAGCAGAAGAAUGCCCCGUAUGUAAGGCGGAGUGGCCGGGGGACCACUUUGUAGGCGAGAGGGCUCUCGGUGCAAGCUCGAGACCGAGCGGCGUGGUUCGCAGACAGACACCUGUCUCGGCUCGCCCCUCAGUUGAACCUUCGACGCGGUCAACUCCCAGUCGAGUGGCCCUGGAAGCAAACCUGGACUCAGAUAGCGAAUAA